AUGCCCCGGGCAAAAUCCUCAAAGGUCUCUGAGGAAUAUCAAAAGGAGAAGAUGAAAGGGAAGAAAAAAGUUCAGGAAGAAAGUGAGAUACCCAGUUCUCCUUCUGGGUCAGAAGAUGAGGAAUUACUGGCUAGACUGUGCAUGUCUCAUCACUUUGUUGAUGAGAAAUCUGAACAAAGAUUCAAUGACAUGAAACAUCUCAACACAAUUGUUGAGAGAAACGUGAAUGUCAACAACUUCAAGGAGCAGGGGAUAUGGGACAUCCUGGAAUGUCUAGGUCUAGGAGAAACAGUCACCUAUGUAUGUCCACACAGCAAAAUUUUGGUCAAAGAAUUUUAUGCAAACAUCACCAAGAAGAUUGUGAAGGCAGAAGAUCCAAUGUACUAUCGGGUGUACAUAAGAGGGAAGAUACUGCAUUUUUCCCCAGUAGUGAUCAACAAGUUUUUGGGCUUGAAGAACACAGUUGUGACAACCAUGGACGAGCUGGACAGAGAGAUUGACCAGAAAGAGCUGGAGAUAGCUCUCACUGACAGCUAUGAUGAGAAGAGAAAAGGAGAGAUAGCCCCAGUAGAGCUGAAUUUCGAGUCCUCAGUGCUGUUCAAAAUAGCCAGAUCUAACUGGUUACCAACUCAGCGAUCAAGUCUGAUCCACAAGAGGCUGGCAGUACUCAUCUACUGUGUGAAGAAAGGAAUCAAGAUCACCUAUGGAAACAUGAUCUCAUAUUCUGGAGAGAGCCCUGGACAUCAGAGCAAGUGCCCUGAACUCAUUGAUCCAAAGGAGAACAUCGAGGUGAUUCAAAAACCCCUAGUGGUUGAGUCCAGAAUCAAAAGGAAGAAGGGAAAAGGAACGAAGGACUUCAAGAAGAUGCUGGAGACUCUCAAGGAUGCAGAAAAAGCAUUGAUAAAGAUGGAGCUCGGACUAAGGAAGCAAGCAAUACAUUGUCAGAAAAUCCGUGCAACAGUCCACGAAUACAUCGAAGCUACUCUGAGUAAUGUGUUCAUUAUUCAAUCAGGGGGAGAAAUUGAGGAAGCAGAAGGAGAUCUCGAUUCAGAAGAAAAAGAAGACUCAGAGGAGGAGGAUGAAGAAGAUGACUCGGAGAUACCUAAACCGACUCCCAAGAAGGCGGAAGUAUCAAAGAAGUCAGGGACGAUAAGAAAGACUAGGAGAGUCAGGAGUCCUUCUGAUGACUCAUCAUUUCGUUUCUAA
This is a messenger RNA of Tarenaya hassleriana, 1206 nucleotides long. RefSeq lists its product as uncharacterized. Lineage: Eukaryota; Viridiplantae; Streptophyta; Magnoliopsida; Brassicales; Cleomaceae. Bases 1 to 1206 code for a protein of 401 amino acids. The record is from RefSeq and is a predicted model, not a curated record. The transcript has 3 exons.